CGUGGAGACGUUAAGUUUUUUUUCCCUCCGUUUAUUUUUUUCGCCCUGUUUCUCUCUCUCUCUCUCUCUCUCUCUCCCACAGAUAGCGAAAUAUCGACGUGUGACCGUCAGGCUGGCGCUGGCAAUUUCGAGCGCCUCAACCCCGUAUAUCGGUCGGUUCAUCGGCGUGAACGCUGGUGGGCCGCCCGCGAUUUCGAGGAAGCGGCGCAACAACGUUUCGUCGUUUGACAUCGGAUACGAUGAGUCAUCCACCACCCCUGCGCGCGUUUCGAAACACGUUAGGAGAGAUACGGCCGGUCGUCGAUAUGCGAGCCGUGGUCGAUGUCAUUUCGACAUUGGAAAAGACGACAGUCACUAAAGAGGCGCUGGAGAUUACGAGACUCGGAAAACACAUCAACGAGCUUCGUCGAAAAACGAGUAAUGAAGCCCUGGCCAAGCGUGCGAAAGAUUUGGUACGCCGCUGGCGAGACAUGGUUUUACCGCCGACGGUACACCCCACGCCAUGUCAGCCUACCCUGGCUCUCAACGGUGCGAAGGAGGCCCUGAGGAGUUUCAAGCCACAGAGUCCUGCGUUGCGAGAGCUUAAGCCUCACAGUCCUCUAGCCUUGAAAGAUGCCACUCCUUUUAGAGUUCUCAGUCCGGCACUAUCCGUGCACAGCGACCAUUCACGAUCUCCUAACGCGUCUUCGAACAACAAGCAGUCAAUUACCCUGACCAGCAAUCACAGGAUAAGUUCCUGCUCGAGGAAUGCGUCCCCAGUACUCGGUACCUCGAAUCAGAAUCACGUAACGGAAGCGGUGCCGCGUACACACAGUUCCAAUAAGCGACUACGGAAAGAGGAGAGCAGCAAGGACCAAUGUCAAUACUAUCAAUCGCCGCAUGGAGCUGAGACGACGAUAGAAGAAGUCAAGAAGCAGCGGUUCAACGGCGAGAACAUAAGUGGUAAUUUAAAUUCGCAAGUGCCUAGCCCUACACUGAAGGAACGAAUCUCCGACUGUUUCGCGGAGACCACCUCCCUCGAGACCACGAACGAGGAGUCGUCGGGCCCGAAGAAGCGCGGCCGGAAAAAGGGCAGUAAGUCCGCGAAGCGACAAUCGUUUCUGGAGGACAGCGUGAAGGAGAAGCUGGCCAGUAUCUCGAGGAAUCCGAAACUGAAGACCACGCAGGAGCUACUGGCCGAUCUGCAGGCGCGCGGAAGCAAUUGCAGCCCCGUCGGCAGCGCCAAUGCCCUACCUAGUCAAAGCGUCGCGGAACCGCCCAGCAUGGAGGACGUUCUGCGGGGUAGCAACAAUGAGCAGGUGUCCAAGUAUCUGCGCAGCUCAAGCCAGAAGAACUCCCAGAGCCACAGGGGUCUGGCAUCCUCUGAGACGUCCACGGGCAAAACGCAACGGGCGACUCGAGCUUUGAGAUCCGCGGAGAAUUGCCGCGAGCCCUCGCCCGAGUCGUCGUGUCAGGACAGGCUGCGCGAAGACGACAGGCUAUCAGGUACCACCGAGACGUCGACGUGUCGAUCGCCGUUGCAGCGGGACCUCACGGUCGAGGAGAUAUUGGCCAAGUUACCGCCCUUGGAUCCCAGCUCGAUAGACUGGGGCGAAAACGAGGAACGGGACAACGCGUGCUUUCCGCCACCGCGGGAGGUCACCGCCGAGGAUCUCGAGAGGUUACACAUGCAGUGUGUCGAAGGACUUAACGGGAACUUCCAGCCGAGGCUGUCGACGACGGCGAGCGCGUGUUCCGACGGUGAUCACGAGCGCUCGAAUGCGAGGGACGGAGGGAACGGAGUGUCGUCAGGAUUAUCGAACGUGGAUAGUGUAAAAAGUGUGCAUAACAACCAAACUGACAAUGUGGAAUUUCGGGAGUGGCAUCAGAUGCUAGCGAGGCCCAGUUACCAGGCCGAGAUCCUCAACAUAAUGCCUUAUGUUAUUAUCGAUUAGUGAUUUUAUCAUCUUAUUCUAUUAUUAUCCUCUGUCCUCCCUCCAUCACCCCUCCUGCCUCCGAGAGAAAAUAAUUGUGGAGGAGAUAAUUCUACGGAUAAUUAAAAAGCAAGCCAAGUUGGCCGAGGAACCGCUCUCGGUCGGUUGAUCUAUUAAAACUAACGAUUUCUAUUGCGAUUUCUGAUUGUGCUCUUCAUUUCUCUAUUCACGCUGACGCACUGCAUCCUACCGGCAACCAUCCUCCUUCUCAUCAAUCAUUCCCAUUAAUAUUAGCCGCUAUUCUCGCUGAUCGUACAUGUGCAACCCCGUGCGGCGAACAGCCAUCCCUUCGUACCAUUGUUAUCGACAUCAACAUCGUCGUAUUAUAAUUAUUAUAAUUAUAAUAUUAAUAUUAUAAUUUAUAUAUAAUAUUAAUAUUAUUCCUUUUUAUUAUUAUUAUUAUUAAUAUUAUUGUUAUUAGUAUUAUUAUGUCAAUUAUUAGUACUGUCCCCGCUUCUAUUCCACUCCCUCCCCCCUCCCCUCAUUACUCUCAUAAUUAUUGUUAUUGCCAUCAUCACCACCAUCGUCAUCACUGUCGUCAUCAUCAUCAUAAUCAUCCUCACCACCAUCCUCCUCGUCACCGUCAUUAUUGUCGUUAUCGUUGUGCUAACGAUAAAGAAAUUAAGAGACCAUUAGGAAAAAGAAAAUAGAAUCAAUGCUAAAUUAAUGAUGGGCAAAUGCAGCCGCGUGAUGUUGAUUUUGUAAUAUCGCUGUAUACGCGGGAAUCAAUUGUUAAUUGUGAGAUACAAAUUGCAUAGAUGUGAAAUAACGUACAUACCGCGGGAUACGCGUGCUGCGAUACGAGUACUGCAUUAUUUUUACACACAAAAAAAAUAGGCGUCAAUGUGGCUCCUGACUUUUUACUUUUGGGUAUUCAAAUGUACACGGCAAUAAUGUCGCUUCUUAUUAAUUGGCGUUUACUCGCGAGAAAUUGGUUUUUACAUCUCUUUUUUUUUUUCUCUUUUUAUAACACACCGUGUUCAAUCCAAACAUUAAAGUUAAUCCUGACUUCAAUCGAGGGAAACAAAAGGAAAACGAAGCUAAAGAGACGAAUUAAUAAGAAUCACAUUUUGAGAAUCUGUGGGAAAAGACACGCAGAUAGAAACACAAAAAUGCAUUAAAAAAAAUUCAAGCGAUCGCCACGGUUUCUAAAGACGUUUGCCGUUCUUCAAGUAUUUCACAAGACUGUUACACAGGGACUUUUCUGUCGAAAGCGACUGUAUAGGAAGCAACGCGAUUUCUUCAAGCUAUCAAUAAGUUAGGUACACCGGUGCCUUAAUUAAGCAAAGGGAAAAAGAAGGAAAGGAAAAAAGGGGAGAGAAAAAAAAAGUAUAUUUGUCUAAGUCAUGUAGAGAUUUUCUACUCAAAAUUUCUUUCGUUGCACCCUUGCGUUGCGAUUUACGGCGGACGUAUCGUAAAGUCACGCACGAUCAUGCAUCAUCGGACGGCGAAAGACUGCGUUAACGAUUAAGUAUUUACGGACGCGACACACGAUUUUCUCGCAGGUGCAAUACCGGACAGGUUCGAAAAUUUGAUAAUAUACACACAGCAUGUGUCCCAAAAAGGAAAGGGUUAUUGCAGGAAAACUGAGUGAAUUAUUAAUAAAAAAAAAGAAAUUCCGAAACACGGAUGUGCGUGUGCCUGGCUUGUCUCCCUCAGAAGCGAUCCCCUGUCGAGCUCAAUAUUUACGAUAAGGCAUCUAGUCCAGCGAAGGAAAAUCGAGAGAAUUGUUUUGUAGAGUUGCGUUCAAUACACACAUUUGUUAAAACCACCUGUCUGCAUUUGGGCGAAAUUUGACAAGUCCUUUAAUUCUCAAGCCGUUUCUUCUCAUCCCCGUCAACCUUCCCGUCGAGAUUUUUCCCACGAAACGGAAAACGUGACCAUCGUCUACUUGCGAGAUUCGUGCGUAUUGCCCGAGGAGACUCCCGUACGUAGAUCGGAGAGCUGUGACGAAAGAAACUGUAUUUACACGAGAGUCAUCCAUUAUCCGAAAAAUUAGCUACGUCUACGAGAAGCUCCGAAAGUGGCAAGUGGUCACGAAUUUCUUCCAAACUCCCCCCCUUUUUUUUGUUUUAUGAUAAUCCAUUCAGUCUCGGAGCUUUUACGACCCCCGUCUCUUGUACAUUUCUUGUGUGAAAUAAAUCAAGUUGAAUAUA
Messenger RNA from Wasmannia auropunctata (little fire ant), 4129 nucleotides. It is a transcript of the gene MED26, whose product is annotated as mediator of RNA polymerase II transcription subunit 26. Gene Ontology annotation, molecular function: transcription coregulator activity. Gene Ontology annotation, cellular component: nucleus; core mediator complex; mediator complex. The transcript is spliced from 4 exons. Gene Ontology annotation, biological process: regulation of transcription by RNA polymerase II; positive regulation of gene expression. NCBI's taxonomy places the organism in Eukaryota, Metazoa, Arthropoda, Insecta, Hymenoptera, Formicidae. The coding region runs from base 240 to 1934 and encodes 564 amino acids. The record is from RefSeq and is a predicted model, not a curated record.